AUGCUGGGGCAAGGGUCCGCCAACAACCAGCAGCCCCGUUUUGCCACGCUGCCUGAGGACGAGUGGCACGUGACGCUCGUAACCAAGGACGAACUACGAGCACUGACUGCUGACGCUGUACAAGAAGCGACAGAAGAGUUAUCCACCCGCUGCUUCGCGAUCGGAUUGGGCGGGGGAGCAGGAGCGACUAAGGACCUGAAUCCAAGUGGAGUGUACUUUGUCGUCUGUGUGUGGCCCAAAGCUCAGGCCUUUCGAGCCAAGUACGGCCUCCCACUGAAGGAUUUCCACGUGUCCGUGUCGACUGCCAACCGCCACGAUAUCGACAAGACCAGUUACGCAUUGCUCGAUGAUAAUGGCCUGAAUCUGUUGGAGAAGUCAGCGAUGGAAGCAUUGAGUCGCCAAGUGAUGCUGGAACAGAAGCCCGAACGCGCCGUGGAGAUCGCUACGCUGUUGUGCACACGGUUUGGUGGCGAGAGUUCGCGUGGGUGGGUGCGGCUUGCUGAUGCAGCAUUACUUACAGGCCGCCCGAAGCUUGCAAUGCUCAGCUAUGCGCACUUGAUUAAUCGGAUGGUUAAUGGAACACUCGAAGACCAAGAAAGUGUUGGCCCCCCUGUACUUGUUCACUGUGGCGGAGGAAAAGGUCGCGCUGGCACGAUGAUUGCGUGCUACCUCGUGGCAUUCGGCUUCGCUCCCCCGCCAUCAGAGCUCUUACAGAGCAGCACUGAUUCAAACGAUCGGUGCUCAUUCCGCCGAGCGUUGGUCAAGCGUAGCAUCGCCUCACAUGCAGCGCCUAGUACGGUUCGAGCGAACAACGCUCUUUAUCAGCCUUGGAUAGAGAUUCACAGCGACGAAGUGGGUCGUAAAGGAUGCGAGAGGAGCCUUGGCCAGGGAAGUCUGCGUCGGGCCAUCCUUGAUCGCUGCAAUGGUGUCGCUGCAGAUCGGAAGAAGUUCUUGGGUCUAGCUGCCACUUGGAGCAAGCAUGCGACUGCGAUAGUGUUUGACAUCCCGACGAAGCUGUGCGAAGCGCGAGCUAUGCAGCGCGCCGACCACCCCACGUUGCCGCCUGGUCGUCGGGUAGGAUUCGCAAUCCGUCAGCACUCCAGCACUUUCGAGUACCCUGACCUGGCUGAAGGUUUCGAGACGAUAGUCCGCAUCACGUCCGUUGAGGCCGCGCUCGAGUUAGUGGAUAUGCUGUCGCCUCCGUUGCCUCUGCUCAAGUUCCCGCGAACGGCUCACCUCAUCGACCUGGGAGCCGCCACAAGCGACGACUUGGUCACGGACAUUGACUGCGUAUCUCUCCCGGCAGAUGAGAACACGACUAUCGUCAUUACCGAGAAGGUGGACGGCGCUAACAUGGGCAUCUCGCUGUCAGCGGACGGAGCUCUCGUCGUCCAGAACCGCUCGCAUGUCGUCAAUUCGGAGACGCACCGGCAGUUC
Phytophthora sojae is the source of this 1437-nucleotide messenger RNA. RefSeq lists its product as hypothetical. The transcript is spliced from 3 exons. NCBI's taxonomy places the organism in Eukaryota, Oomycota, Peronosporomycetes, Peronosporales, Peronosporaceae. The annotation marks the transcript as partial. Gene Ontology annotation, biological process: dephosphorylation. The record is from RefSeq and is a predicted model, not a curated record. Gene Ontology annotation, molecular function: phosphatase activity.